This is a messenger RNA of Esox lucius (northern pike), 845 nucleotides long. RefSeq names its product beta-2-microglobulin-like. The record is from RefSeq and is marked provisional. Gene Ontology annotation, biological process: peptide antigen assembly with MHC class II protein complex; positive regulation of T cell activation; antigen processing and presentation of exogenous peptide antigen via MHC class II. Lineage: Eukaryota; Metazoa; Chordata; Actinopteri; Esociformes; Esocidae. Gene Ontology annotation, cellular component: MHC class II protein complex. Gene Ontology annotation, molecular function: MHC class II protein complex binding.
AUUGCAGGUCUGUGUGGUCACAACGGUCGCUCGUAAACAUUGUAGAAUAAUAUACAUUGAAGAACUCUGAAAUCGAACGAAAAUGAAUUACAUUCUUUCAACAGUCGUUGUUGCCCUUGUUUUCUGUGUGGUGGAGUCUAAAGAAUCUCCACCCAAGGUUCAGGUGUACAGCCGCAACCCUGGCAAAUACGGCCAGGAAAAUACUCUGAUCUGUCAUGUGAGCGGCUUCCACCCACCGGACAUCGAUAUCAAGCUCAUGAAAAAUGGCAAUGAGAUCCCUGGAGCCAAGCAGACUGACUUGGCUUUUGAACAGGGCUGGAGGUUCCACCUGACCAAGAGUGUUGCCUUCACCCCAAAUGACGGAGAUGACUACAGCUGCAAGGUCCGCCACCUGAGCACCACAAAGGCCUAUACCUGGGAGUCUAACAUGUAAGGAUCUGCAAGAGGACAUAAUGGUGCCCAUUCCAUCUGAGGGCAUCCUCUCCCUGACACCAUAUUCAUCUGUUUCUGUAACUUUCCAAUAUCAACAUGGGUUUUUAUUUUUGUUUUUAAUAACGCUUAGUGCCACCGUGUCAGAUUUCAGGGUUUCAAGUACUUUGGAAUUAAAUAGGAAAACUAUUGCUCUAGUUAGAAAUGUGUAACCUCAUGUCUAAAAAUUGCAAGUACAUUCUCACUUCUUUAAAAACAAGAAUCAAGGAUUUAUCAAGUAUUUUAUUGAAAACAUUUUAUGUGUGGGGAGCGGUGAUUGUUUUAAUUUCCUUUAAAUUCAUACUAUUAGAUGUAAGACUUUCUGAAAUUGUAAUAAAAUGUGCACUAUGGUAAUAUGGUGUCAGGUUUAAAAUGGC